AUUUCUGUGGUAAUUACCAGAAACUUCCUGAAGCCUCUGGAGCGCCUCCUCUAGAAUAUAAAGCUGGGACAGCCCCACUGCCUGACAGAAAGCUGCACAAGAAACACAGGAGUGAAGAGACGCCUGAACAACAAGAAGACUCAAAACUAAACAGAAAGAAGAUGCUGUGCUCUCAUGGAUUCCCGUCUGCCCUCAGUCCAUUCAUGGACUUCUCCUGGCCUGUUCGCAGUCUGUGGCCAGAGGUCAGACCUCUGUUCUACCAGCAGCAUGUCAUGCAGAGAGACCUACAGGAGCUGUGCAGCAGUCUGCAGCUGAUGGACAAACUUCAACGCCAGAUCCUGGAGGACACAGAGCCUUUCAGGAGCAGCGUGGCUCUGCAGCCAGUCUCCUACCAGCUGGACAAAGAGGGAGAGCACUUUGGCCUACCCCUGGACACUCAGGGCUUUUCUCCAGAAGAUCUGUCAGUCCGGCAGGUGGGCAGGAAGCUGAGAGUUAGCGGGAAGAUGGAGAAGAAACAAGAGGACGGGAAAGGCUCCUACUCCUACAGCCUGCAGGAGUUCAGACAGGAGUUUGAUCUGCCUGAAGGGGUGAACCAUGAAGACGUCAGCUGCCACCUUUCUCCUGAUGGAAAGCUCCACAUCCAGGCGGCCAAAGUUCCUUGUAUCGAGGGAACAGAGAGAGAGCUGACUAUCAAGAGGAGCUCAGAGGAGGAACCACAGCAGAGUGUGUGUUCACAGGAAAAGGACAGCAGAGCAGAAACACACAAUGGAUCAUAAACAAACCUGAAAACAUGGGCUCACAUACAUGUUUAUGUGCCAAUAACAAGUUUUCUUGUUUUUCAAUGUUGGCUUUCUACUUUUUGCAUUGAAGAAAAUACUUUGUCAAAAUUAGGAUUAAUACCAUUUAUGGUUGAUUUUGUCAUUUUUUGUUUUAUUUUUUUAGCUUUGUGUUGUGAAAAAUUGAAAGUUUAAAAUGAUAAUUUAACAGAAGACAUAUGAGGAAUAUAUAAAACUAAAGUAAUCCAUAAAUA
Messenger RNA from Poecilia latipinna (sailfin molly), 1030 nucleotides. Its product is annotated as heat shock protein 30-like. The coding region runs from base 162 to 776 and encodes 204 amino acids. The transcript is spliced from 2 exons. Gene Ontology annotation, cellular component: cytoplasm; nucleus. The record is from RefSeq and is a predicted model, not a curated record. Gene Ontology annotation, biological process: response to heat; protein refolding. NCBI's taxonomy places the organism in Eukaryota, Metazoa, Chordata, Actinopteri, Cyprinodontiformes, Poeciliidae.